GUCAGAUAUACCUAAGCUAAGAAGAAAGUCCCAAGCUGUAAAGCUGUCAGAGCAGCGUGGAGACAGGUGAUUCAGAUUCUUGGGACUUUUUCUUUUGAUUUGUUUGUCAUCAUGCAGUUAACCCAGGUGUUGAGGGAAAGCUGAGAGGAUGAAGACUCUAAAUCCCCAGUGGAAGCAUGAUAUGGCGAAGCAGAGCUGGUACUGAAUUGUCCUCUCUGAUGGCUCUAUGGGAGUGGAUAGUACUGAGUCUUCAUUGCUGGGUUUUAGCGGUUGCUGCUGUCUCUGACCAGCAUGCCACAAGCCCCUUCGACUGGCUCCUCUCUGAUAAGGGACCCUUCCAUCGCUCACAGGAGUACACAGAUUUUGUGGACAGAAGCCGACAGGGAUUUAGCACAAGAUACAAGAUAUACAGGGAGUUUGGCCGUUGGAAGGUAAAUAACCUUGCAGUUGAGAGAAGAAAUUUCCUUGGUUCUCCUCUGCCUCUUGCCCCUGAAUUCUUCCGUAACAUAAGGCUUUUGGGACGGCGACCUACUCUUCAGCAAAUUACAGAAAACCUUAUCAAGAAAUAUGGGACUCAUUUCUUGCUAUCUGCUACUCUGGGAGGAGAGGAAUCACUCACAAUUUUCGUCGACAAGCGGAAGCUGAGCAAAAGAUCUGAAGGAAGUGAUACAAGCACCAAUAGUUCAUCUGUCACCCUGGAGACCCUACAUCAGUUGGCUGCUUCCUAUUUUAUUGACAGGGAUAGCACUCUGCGCAGACUUCACCAUAUCCAAAUUGCUUCCACUGCCAUCAAGGUGACAGAAACACGGACUGGUCCUCUUGGCUGCAGUAACUAUGACAAUCUAGAUUCUGUCAGCUCUGUUCUGGUUCAGAGUCCUGAGAACAAAAUUCAGUUGCAAGGGCUUCAAGUUCUCCUUCCCGACUAUCUUCAGGAACGUUUUGUGCAGGCAGCCUUGAGCUACAUUGCUUGUAAUUCAGAGGGGGAGUUUAUGUGCAAGGAUAAUGACUGCUGGUGUCACUGUGGUCCAAAGUUCCCAGAAUGCAACUGCCCCUCCAUGGACAUACAAGCCAUGGAAGAGAAUCUUCUUCGAAUAACAGAAACAUGGAAAGCCUACAACAGUGACUUUGAAGAUUCAGAUGAAUUCAAGUUCUUCAUGAAAAGACUACCCAUGAAUUAUUUCCUGAACACAUCAACAAUCAUGCACUUGUGGACAAUGGAUUCUAAUUUUCAGCGCCGCUAUGAACAACUGGAGAACAGCAUGAAACAGCUUUUCCUAAAGGCACAUAGAAUUGUCCACAAGCUCUUUAGCCUUAGCAAACGGUGCCACAAACAGCCCCUCAUCAGCCUGCCGAGACAGAGAACCUCAACCUACUGGCUCACUCGCAUCCAAUCUUUUCUCUACUGCAAUGAGAAUGGCCUCCUGGGCAGCUUCUCUGAGGAGACGCACUCCUGCACCUGUCCCAAUGACCAGGUAGUGUGCACAUCUUUUUUGCCCUGCACUGUGGGCGAUGCCUCCGCCUGCCUGACUUGUGCACCUGACAACCGUACCCGCUGUGGCACCUGCAACACUGGCUACAUGCUGAGCCAGGGACUCUGCAAGCCUGAAGUCGCUGAGUCAACAGAUCACUACAUUGGCUUUGAGACUGACCUGCAAGACCUGGAGAUGAAAUACCUGUUGCAGAAAACUGACCGACGAAUAGAAGUCCAUGCCAUCUUUAUCAGCAACGAUAUGCGCCUCAAUAGCUGGUUUGAUCCUUCCUGGCGAAAGCGAAUGCUCCUGACCUUGAAAAGUAACAAGUACAAGUCCAGUCUGGUACACAUGAUCCUGGGUCUCUCUUUACAGAUUUGCUUAACAAAAAACAGCACGUUAGAGCCAGUGCUGGCUGUUUACAUCAAUCCCUUCGGGGGCAGCCAUUCAGAGAGCUGGUUUAUGCCAGUGAGUGAGAGCAGCUUUCCAGACUGGGAGCGGACUAAGCUGGACCUCCCACUACAGUGUUAUAACUGGACACUGACUCUGGGAAACAAAUGGAAGACAUUUUUUGAGACAGUACACAUCUACCUGAGGAGUCGUAUUAAGGCAAAUGGUCCCAACAGCAACGAGAGUAUUUACUAUGAGCCUUUGGAGUUUAUUGACCCAUCCCGGAACCUGGGCUACAUGAAAAUCAAUAACAUCCAAGUGUUUGGCUACAGCAUGCACUUUGACCCUGAAGCUAUCCGAGACCUGAUUUUGCAGCUCGACUACCCCUACACUCAGGGAUCCCAGGACUCGGCACUUUUACAGCUAUUAGAGAUAAGAGACCGUGUAAAUAAACUCUCCCCACCUGGUCAGCGCCGUCUAGAUCUUUUCUCUUGCUUGCUUCGUCAUAGACUCAAGCUGUCUACUAGUGAGGUGGUGAGAAUUCAAUCUGCUCUGCAGGCAUUCAAUGCCAAAUUACCAAACACAGUGGAUUAUGACACAACCAAAUUAUGUAGUUAACCGUAAAUGUCAAGCACAACCCAAAACCUUGAAGGAGUUUUUACAGUGCUUUUGUGGAACAGUUUAUGUUUGGAAAAGUAAAUUUAAAUUGUCUUUUCAAUAUCUGUCUUAUAUCAGUCAAUAACGUUGGAUGGCAAUUUACACUCAUGAACUUGCUGACAAUGAAUAUAUUAUACUACAGUUUUGGUUUAUGAAUGAAAUAAAUACUGACACCAGUCUAGAAGACAUUCUACUUUUUACAAUAAAUUUCAUUUGUAAUUUUA
Molecule: messenger RNA, 2740 nt
Organism: Phodopus roborovskii (desert hamster)
Lineage: Eukaryota; Metazoa; Chordata; Mammalia; Rodentia; Cricetidae
Gene: Brinp3
Product: BMP/retinoic acid inducible neural specific 3
Exons: 8
Coding region: 177-2477 (766 amino acids)
Biological process (GO): negative regulation of mitotic cell cycle; positive regulation of neuron differentiation
Source: RefSeq, a predicted model, not a curated record